Messenger RNA from Dendronephthya gigantea, 1878 nucleotides. RefSeq lists its product as uncharacterized. NCBI's taxonomy places the organism in Eukaryota, Metazoa, Cnidaria, Anthozoa, Malacalcyonacea, Nephtheidae. The coding region runs from base 530 to 1231 and encodes 233 amino acids. The record is from RefSeq and is a predicted model, not a curated record. The transcript has 2 exons.
CGUCAAAAAUACACAAGGCUGCCGGAAAAGACAACGGAAGAGGCAUAAGAUUCGUGCCUUAUGAUUCAUGUGGGAUAAACGAGUCCGCUUAAUGAUUAUUCAUACUAAACGCGAGGUUGUCAAUGGUUUCACGAAAUGCAUGCAGAAAACUUUCCCACACAGUUCGUGUCUAAAUUUAAUCAUCUCUCAGUUUGGUUUUACAAUAUUUGGUUUUAUACAAUCUUCAAAAUAUAAACAGAGCGAUACAAAAGUCCAGCGGAGUUUCCUGCAAGUUUAAGCAUCCACGACCAGCUGUUUUGAGGCUGAGCAUCAAGAGAUCACAAUUCGACAAGGUGUGCGCGACGAAGAAAACAACGUCCACGCGUCGCGGUCGCCAGUUCAGCCUACAGUGGGAAGUAUUAUCAUCUCUUGACACGCAGCUCUUCCUACUUUAUUAUUUGUUGGUUUGCAGAGCUCAAGAGCAUGAACUGAAACGAUAUUUUCAUGUUAUUCUAUAUGUUUAUAAUCAGUGUUUACAUAUGUCGAGAAAAUGAAAAAUGUUAAAAGCAAGCGAAAAUCACUUAGGCGACAAUGGUCCGUAGAUGUUCCAUCUAGUAUUCAGAAGAAAUUUCGCGAGGUGACUGCGGCCCGACGAUCCAGAUCAUUUGACGAAGAGGUUUAUAAAGAGAAAUUACUCGAUGAUAAAGAAUACAAAGGAGAAGGCAAUAAUAAAUGCAAGGGCUCUUUCGAUAAUUUUGGACAAGCUGAUUCAGAACUACCUCAUUCGUCAUGCUCGAGUGGUUCCAGUCCUUGGUAUUCAUUUGACGACGACAACGAAGACACGGAAAGAGAAAUAAAUGAAACACAGCCUGGGUUAAACCGACCCGACAUCGACGACAUUCAAAUCGAUAUAAAAAGUAGCGAAAACUUGUCGCCGGCCAAACGAACGAAAGAUAUCGUAGGUUUAAGCACGAUAAACGAACUUGUUCCACGCAGUCCCAUUAAAAGAACAUCGCCGGCAGCUGAUAUCAACAAAGACAAAACAGGAAAUGAUGUCCCUAAGAAAUUUGCGAAAAACGAAGAGAUUGCAACUGGUGAAGAAGAACCGGAAAUUGGUGAACGUUAUCGUCGCUACGCGAUAUGUGAAGAAAUGGAAAAAUAUAUCAUAGUUGAUCAUAAGGGUCUCAGUCUGAGAAAAUAUCGCGAGACAUUGAUAAGGCAUCGAGUACUCAAGGAACUAUGUCUUCUUUGAAUCUAACUCAACUACACUGCUCACGCGAGUGAAAAUUUCCAUGUAUAUAAACAGUAUUGAAAAACUCAGCCUUGGGCAACAGUAUUAAAAUAAUUUCUGUUUUGUAGUAGACUCAAAAGCAUUUAUUUGCAUGAACGACAAAUUGCGGCCGGCUGCGCGCCUCUCUUCAGUUGCUGCGAUAACAUUUUAUUUAUGCGUAAAAUUUCCAUGUCAGUAUGUGGUUUCGAAAUAUGACAGUAUAUAAUAGCGAGGUCUAAUGACAGAGUUUUGUCGGGCAAGAAUGAAUAAAAUCUCUUUGGUUGUGGAUUGUUUGUUGUCGAAUUUAGCGCCGACGACGUUGAUUGAUCUGUUUGCACUUGCACAGAGUAUAAUAACAGUAUUUGGCAAUGCUAACCGAUGCUAAUUUUUAUCGAAGAUAUUGAUACGUUCUCCGCGGCAGAAAUAAAUUAUCCACUGGAAAAAAACGGCUCAUACCGCGAUGCCGUAGACGUUUAUUAGAAAAUAUAACGAUUGGGAAAUACUUCAUUCAACAUAUUCACAUGCAUACUAUAUUCAAUGAUUCAGACUUGGAAUUGCAUGUAGACCAUGUAAGACAAAUGUAAGAAUACGUGCAUGCAUGCACUUAUCAUGUAUGCAUGUCUACGAAA